AUUUUUUUCAUUGUUUCGCACAGCGAGAUUCAACAUUUGCUUCCUCGCGGUUUAAAACAAAAAGUCUCGUAUUUAUGUUGUCUGGAUAUUUUCGUGGGAUUAAAAAUAACAGUUUAAUAUUCGCUUUAAAUGCGGGCAGUGUGGGACACUUCGUAGACAAAGCAUUUGGGUUGUGGAGCUCCAUUCAGGCUGUACUGUGCCAAAGAGAGCAUUUUGUAACAGAACUUCAUUCAGGCAGUGGGUUUGAGGACACUACGGAUCUAAUAGGGGCAAUUUUGAUUUACUUGGCUUCUUAAAAAAAGAGCUUUUGUUUGGGUUACCAUAAAUAAUAAUUUCAGUUGUUUGCAAUUGUUAUUGUUUGAGCAUUUUUAAACAAAAAAAACCCAACUUGCUAUAGGAGGAAUAUGUCAUUUUGCUUAUUCUGUCUCCAGGCAUUUUAGCACCAAACUCUCACCCACCUGCACCCUUCCUAACACCACCUGUCUAUAAUUUACCCAGAGUAAUAAAUGGAUGGGUUAUGUAGGGACAUUGACUUUGACAGGUCAAGCACUCGUCACAGGAGAAUUCUUGGAACAUAGGAUCGACAAAACAAUUGCAGCACACAAGGAGGGUUUUAAGCCCAUUGUGUCAGUGCUGUUGCUCCCUGCAAAAGCCACUUGGACAGUCACACUCCUGGCCUGCAGUUUUAUUUUUGCUUCCCAAAAACCUCUUGCUGCCACCAGCCUCCUGUGCUGUUGAGACAAAUAAUAAUGGGAGUGUGUUAAUGGAUGAUGUGAGGUUGCGGUGGUUAAGUAAUCUUUGUUCAGUGGUAGCAUUCUCAUCUGUCGACCACAAAGACUGACACUCGGGUGUUACACUGAGGGAGUGCUGCACUGUUGGGGAUACUGUCUCUUGUAUGUUAACCCAAGGCCCUGCCUUCCCUCGACCUCAAAGACCCAGUGACACUAUUCAAAGUGAAGUCAAGCUGGCUCAGCAAAUAACUGUCUCUCAAACUGUGUCAUAGAUUAUCUGGCCAUUUAUUUCAUUUUUGUUUGUGGGAGCUUGCUGAGCACAAUUUGCCUGCUCAGUUUGAGUGCAGUGCAGCAGUGACUUUCCAAAUAACGCUUCCUUACCUUGGUCUCCUGAAGCUCUGCAAGGUAGCGAUGUAGUUCUGAACCGAAAUAACUGCAGAUGUUGUAAAUCAGGAACAAAAACAAAGUUGCUUGAAACACUCAGCAGGUCUGGCAGCAUCUGUGAAGGAGAAAACAGAGUUAACGUUUUGGGUUUGGUGACCCUCAGAACAGUUCUUUUCCAGCAGUGAUUCAAGUCUGUCUUUGGAGUCUUUGCAAUGCAUUUGUGACACUAAUCUCUGUUUAUUGUAGGACAAAUAAGCCACAUGUUGGAGAGAAAUGUUAAAUAUUUCUCUGAACAACUGUAAAUUAAUUCAGCAGCAAACAGAAUGGCUCCAACUGUGAAAUAUGUUCACUUGCCACAGUUUGAAUGACCACCAACCCAGAAUUCACAAAGUAAUGUAUGCAAAAUCUUUAACCUUGCCUCCUGUGACGGGAGAAUUAUGGUUGAUGUGUAAUAAUUGUCUACAUAUCCUUCCGCAAAAAAAGCUUCAAACUUGUGUAAUACUCUUCCUCUGGACAGGAAACUACAUUCUACUGACAGCAAUCUUUUCACUCACGCAGGGACCCAAAUGGAAAUAUGCCAAAGUGCAGAGAUAUUUGUUGAGUUGUUUGGACUAGGCACACGUUGCAUUCUUUGUCGCUGUAGUCCCUUGAUACAAAUACAUUAUUCCUAUUUGAGAGGAUGUUCAAACAGAUUUCUUCUUCAAGAUUGGACAAGGAACUGGCAGAUUGAAAUAUAACUUGCGAAAAUGUGAAGUUUUCUAAUUCGUCAAUCAGAAUAAAAAGGAGCAAGUUGAUGAUGAGAGAUUGAAGACCUCUGAGUUUCAGAGGGACCUGGAUAUCCUAGUGCACGAAUCUCAACAAAAUAGGAAUGAAAGAUAUCAACUGGGUGUUUGCCGGAAGUGACAGUGCAUUUCACAACGUGUUCCAUCCUGAAGAAACGCCUAAAGAUUAGAAAAAUUUAAAACUAGACAAUCAGGACUUCUCAAAGGAGGGAAAUAACUUGACACAGGCCAAACUGUUGCUGGAAACCUAGAAAUCUCUUUAAAGAGGAGAGACUGCGGCCAUUGUGAAAAUGGAGACUGUUUCCCAAGAUUCCCAAAUGGAAUGCCAAAUUUGUUUUAAUUACUACAGCCCACAGCGCCGCCCUAAGCAACUGGACUGCAAACACACUUGCUGCUCUGUCUGCCUUCAGCAGAUGAGGAGCAGUCAGAAGGAGCUGAUGUGUCCCUGGUGUCGCAGUGUCACCAAGCUGCCCCCCAGUCUGUCUGUGUCCCAGCUGCCUGAUGACCCAGAAAUCAUCACCAUCAUCAGCAUCCCGCACACUUCAGAGCGGACCCCGGUGUUUAUCAGGCUCCCGACCAGUGGCUGCUACAUGGUCCCUCUGACUGUCACAAAGGAGAAUGCCCUUUUGCCAGGAGAAGGCAGCUGUCGACUGUUGCCGGGGAAUCAGCGGAAGACUGUAACUGCCGUGCUCGUCCCUGGGGAUCAGCAACAGCAGCAGCAACAGAUGUCCCGACAGCACCAGAUGCCACACGGACCCAGGGAAGAUGAGGAAGAGGACGAAGGCCAGGAUGGUGUGAAAACGUCCACUUGCUCGGGUGUUUGCACUGUGCUCCUUGUGGCGUGUGUCCUCCUUUUCCUACUUGGCAUUGUCCUGCAUAACAUGUCGUGCAUUUCAAAGCGAUUCACUGCCAUCUCCUGUGGCUGAAACCUCCCGUCGAGCAGUGAAAGGCUUCACUAUUUACCCACGUGCAGGACACUGACCAAUGGCUGAACUGAAGAAUGCGCAGCGUUUAGUCUCUUAAAAAAAAUCAUUGCCUACAGACCGAUUCCGAGAAAGUUGAAUAAAAGCAUAAAGCCGCAAGAAUGAAUCAUUUGGGAAGUGAUUUGCACCUAAGGUGUAAUCAGAUCUUUCAGCCGCCAAGUGUACUUUGUUGUGGAUUUUCAUAGGGUUUUGCCUCUGAAGUUAGAAAGUGCACAAUUAAUAGAAAGUAAUUUGAUGUAUUUCUAAACCGCUAUUAACUGUAGCCUUCCUUUUAAGGGGAAAUGCAAUAAAGUAAUCACAGUGUAUCGUGAAUCCAUCUGCUGUUGACUUUGGCAUAGACAUCAGUUUAUGCAGCAAAACCUGGACUAUCCUGUCAAAACUUGGACUUUAAAUACAUUGAGUUGUAGCAAUCUCUUGCAGAGGUAAAGCUCACGUUUUGUCACCAGCAUCUGGGAUUGGAUUUAACACAAAUGCAAUCAACUGAAAACACAGUCAUUUUAUUUGAAUAAAUUAGUCAUUACUUUUCAUUUUCAAAUUUGUAAACAGAUUGUUGGAAUUGAGCUUAAUCUAGUUUAUAAUUUUUCUUUAGAUUUGUACAUACACGUUGUAACUUUUUUUUAAGUCUUGUACUAAUCACCGUGAUACAUAAUCAUAAGGAAUUACACGAAUUUAGACAAUUUUGGCCAGUUCUUUGAGAGAGUUUGCGAUAUUUUUAGAUGUCUGUAAUGGUAGAUUGGGUUGUGAUUAUCCUUUUUAGCUAGUACAAAGCAGAACCCUAAUGAUGAAUUAUUUUAGUUCAUAAUUGAGUGUAUGAUUGUUCACCUAUUUAGAAGAUAUAUUUGUUAUGACCAAUUGGACAUCAUUUUAAAUAGAGAUGAAUUUCAAAUUGUGAAUUAACAUAGAAGCAAAGUCGAAUAUUUUAAUCGAUCGAACAUACUACGUGUCGAAAGCUGAUUGAGGUUUUAUAUAUCUGGGGCUUUCAAGCUGUUUAGGGUUUUUGUAUGAAUCAGUCAGACUUAUUAAAAUUACUUGUCUCUGAAUGCAUAACAUUCUAAAUUAAGGAAAAAAAGCAUUAAUUAUUUGUCUUUAAAGAUGUACUUUAGUGCCCAGUGGUUCAGUGCUAGCUGUUGGAAAGGACUGAAUAGUGUUGAAAGUGAUUGCAGAUGGUGACAAGGAAUAUCACAAAAACAAACGUUUGGUGAUGCUGUUAAUAUAGAAAGAGAAGGAUGAUCCCUUAUGACUUGAGAUGACACAACAGGAAAAUGAAAUGAGAUAUUAUGGAUGGAGCUGGGUCGCAAUAUUAAGGAUGUCCUGUCAUGCUCUUUUCAGAUUGUGGUUACAGUGUGUUUGUGCACUCUGUUUUAAUUUAGAUUUUGCCAUUUUUCUAGACGAGAAGUUAACCUUCUUAUUAAUCCAAAAUGUUAUGGUUCUCUUCUUACAGUUUUGUAAAUAGAAAUUUGGGACAGGUUUGUGGUGUAAAAUACAGAAGUUUCCCUCAUAUUUAUUUUACCAGUUGGAACUAUUGAACUAUUGUUCAUUUAAUAUUUUCCUUGUUACUUUAGUGCACAGUCUUAAUACCCUACUGGGUAACUAUACAUCGGGAUUUAAUUAGGUCUGUGCUAGUUCAGUGGAUGGAAUGGUAGCAAAUCUGCUUUCUUACAAGUUCUAAACAGAAGUGGUUGAUAGACCUGUAUUAUGCCUCAACUAAUAUUCCACAAUCACUGCCUGCACAUGUUAUGAAAUGGUUUUAGCCUUUUUUUACAGGGUUAUUUGUUUUGCAAAUAUUUCAUUGUGAUUAAGCAUACUGAGGUGUAUGAACUGCCAAUGUGUGCACAUACCUGUGGUAACCUGCCAAAAGUUGAGUUUUCUUGUUAUAAGAGGUGAAGCUUGUUGCUGACUGCUGUGUUGUCUUUGUGCUCUUGUAUAAGAACAGACAUGCAUGGAGUUGCAAUAGGGCAUUUAUUUUCCCCUUGCUGACCCAUUUUUUGUGAAGCGGUGUUCCAAACUUGCCUCUUAUUUGUAAAAUGUUCAUUUUUGUUUAAUAAUGAUUGUAAGGAGUGCAUUGAUCAUUAAUAGACCACUGUACUGUGACUCUGUUGUCUUAACAACAUUACUCGAGAGUUUAUAAUAAACUUCAA
Stegostoma tigrinum is the source of this 5018-nucleotide messenger RNA. It is a transcript of the gene rnf152, whose product is annotated as ring finger protein 152. NCBI's taxonomy places the organism in Eukaryota, Metazoa, Chordata, Chondrichthyes, Orectolobiformes, Stegostomatidae. The record is from RefSeq and is a predicted model, not a curated record. The transcript is spliced from 2 exons. The coding region runs from base 2188 to 2823 and encodes 211 amino acids. Gene Ontology annotation, molecular function: ubiquitin protein ligase activity.